Molecule: messenger RNA, 3362 nt
Organism: Oncorhynchus masou masou (cherry salmon)
Lineage: Eukaryota; Metazoa; Chordata; Actinopteri; Salmoniformes; Salmonidae
Product: divergent protein kinase domain 1A-like
Exons: 7
Coding region: 126-1457 (443 amino acids)
Source: RefSeq, a predicted model, not a curated record
ACAAUCCCCUCCCACUCUGUCUAACCGUGUACCAAGACAACUGCAGCGCGCUGAUAGCGUUCACGUGGAUGCUGUUUUGCAGCAUCAGAGGCGCACUUCCCAAGACCUAGUUUAUUUGACGGGGGAUGAUACAUGAUUUGGUUAGUGGUGUGAGAUGUUCAUUAUUUGCCAUGGCAAGAGGUCUGUUUUCAUGGGUCAGGCUGAGGAAGCCUAUCUACAUACAGGCCCGAUUCUCUUACCUGCACAUGAAGUAUAUGUUCUUCUCGUGGUUGGCAGUGUUUGUGGGUAGCUGGGUGGUGUAUGUGGAGUACUCAUCCUACUCAGAGCUGUGCCGUGGACAAGCAUGCAAGAAUGCCAUAUGUGACAAGUACAGGAAAGGAUUGAUCGACGGCUCGGCCUGCACCAGCCUGUGUGAGAAAGACACGCUGUACUUGGGGAAGUGUCUCUCAUCCAAGCCUAACAACCAGGUGUAUUCUGGUGGCUGGGGGGACCUGGAGGGGGUGGUUAAGUGCCAGAUGGAGGAGGUUCCUCGUUAUGACCCGGGAGCUGAGAUGGAGCACAGGAAGGAGGCUUCGCCCUUCAACAAGCCCACCAAGGGAACCUCUGUGGAGAAGUUCAAAGCGAUAGUCCUCAGCCACCUCAAGACCAAGGUGGGUGAACAGGCCAACCUUCAAGACCUGGUGAGCCUGGUUCUUUUCGUGGCCGACUACAACAAAGACGGCCUCAUCUCCCUACCCGAGGCCCGUUCCAUGUGGGCCCUGCUCCAGCUCAAUGAGUUCCUUCUAGCGGUGGUCCUGCAGGACAGGGAGCAUGCCCCCAGGCUCCUGGGCUUCUGUGGGGACCUGUACGUGAUGGAGAAGGUGCCCUACGCUCCCCUGUACGGCAUCAGCCUGCCAUGGGUAGUGGAGCUGUGGAUACCCGCAGGGUUACGACGCAGCAUGGACCAGUGGUUCACGCCCUCCUGGCCACGCAAGGCCAAGAUCUCCAUUGGCCUCUUGGAGCUUGUAGAGGACGUCUUCCACGGCACCUUUGGCUCCUUCCUCAUGUGUGACGUGAGUGCAGCCGACUUUGGCUACAACGACCGCCACGACCUGAAGGUGAUGGACGCUCGUCACAUCGUCCCCGAGGCCACUUUCCAGGAAGCCAUGAGGGAGCGGCGGUGCAACGUGGACGAGGACUGUCUGUACGGGACCGACUGUCGCACUUCCUGUGACCUCACCAAGCACCGGUGUACGCCAGAGGUGACACGGCCCAACCUGGCCAAGGCGUGCAGCUCGCUGAAGGAAUAUCUCCUGCGUGGGGCGCCGUCUGACAUACAGGAUGAGCUGGAGAAACAGCUGUAUGCUUGUAUAGCGUUGAAGGGCUCGGCGGAGCAAAUGGAGAUGGAACACUCGCUUAUACUGAACAACCUGAAGACCUUGUUGUGGAAGAAAAUAUCGCACACCAAGGACUCCUAAUGAGGUGAAAAUAUAGGUACUGUAUAUCCAGACUUUCCUGCCUUUCUCCCAAAGUGUGCACUAGAACACUCCCGGGCAUGUAUUUGAAAGCAUUGGUUGGAAACAAGUUUUCGUCAUUGUAAAUCCAGUACGGAGAGUGGUUAAAUACACAAUUUGGAAAAGGGUGGAGAAUCAGUACACAUAUGAGCACUACCGCUGCCUCUUUGUCAAACCGUCUGGUUUCACAUGCCUCAGAACUGGACUUGACUGGGAGUCUAUGGCAGGAGUGGAUGAAACAACCGCUGGUUUUAAUUGGCAAUUCUGUCUCUCACCAUCUAGUAUAACCCUUAGAACCUCCCCCUACUUUGGACUUGUGGAGUUCAAAGUGCAAGUAGCGCAAAUGAUUUAAACAAGUGAGAGAGUUUGGAAAAUGUGCAUGUACUCAUCUAGAAAUAGUUUUCACAUUAACUUUAUAUUUCUGAACUCAGAAUCAGUUGAGCAUCCCAAAAAUAAUAUGAUCAAUGUGAUAGAACAUUUAUUUUAAUUUGGCGAUUUUCACCAAGUCCCAUCUAACAGAGCUCCACAGUGGAGGUGUCAUAAUACCCAUGAAUCCUUGUGGUCAAACAGAAAUGGUUCCAAUUGUUUUGACAUGACUCAUUUUUCCCAUAGGGGAUUUCAGAAACACUUCAAAAUAAGGGCUGCGUUUCGUGAUAACCAUAUGAAUCUCUCUCGAACAAGGUGACAUUUAUCAAUAUAUUCGGCUGUAUUUACACUAGGCUACCUGAGGCAGCAGUAACUGGAAUGUUGCUGGAUCAAAUACCCAAGCUGGAAAGGUAAAAAUCUGUCAUUCUGCCCCUGAGCAAGGCAGUUAACCCGCUGUUCCCUGGGAGCCGAACACACGGAUGUCGUUUAUGGCAGCCCCCGCACCUCUCUGAUUCAGAGAGGUUGGGUUAAAUGUGGAAGACACUUUUCAGUUGAAGGCAUUCAGUUGUACAACUGACUAGGUAUCCCCCUUUCUCUUCCCUUUCAGAUUCUAAAAUGCUAAUUAGCAUCAAUGUAGACAUCAAAUGUUAUUUGUCACAUACACAUGGUUAGCAGAUGUUAUUUAGAAUGUAGCGAAAUGCUUUUGCUUCUAGUUCCGACAGUGCAGCAAUAUCUAACAUGUAAUCUAACAAUUCAACAACAACUACCUAAUACAUACAAAUCUAAGUAAAGGAAUUGAAUAAGAAUAUAUACAUAUAAAUAUGUGGUUGUGCAAUCAUGGUGUGGCAUAGGCAAGAUACAAUAGAUGGUAUAAAAUACAGUAUAUACAUAUGAGAUGAGUUAUGCAAGAUAUGUAAACGUUAUUAAAAUGGCAUUAUUAAAGUGACUAGUGGUCCAUUUAUUAAAGUGGCCAAUGAUUUCAAGCCUGUAUGUAGGCAGCAGCUUUUCUGUGUUAGUGAUGGCUGUUUAACAGUCUGACGGCCUUGAUAUAGAAGCUGUUGUCAGUCUCUCGGUGCCAGCUUUGAUGCACCCGUACUGACCUCGCCUUCUGGAUGGUAGCGGGGUGAACAGGCAGUGGCUCGGGUGGUUGUUGUCCUUUGAUCUUUUUGGCCAUCCUGUGACAUCGGGUGCUGUAGGUGUACUGGAGGGCAGGUAGUUUGCCCCCAGUGAUGUGUUGAGCACGCACCCUUGUGGGGAAUCAGCGAAAUGGAGGUGUUAUUUCCUAUCUUCACCACCUGGGUGCGGCCCGUCAGGAAGUCCAGGACCCAAUUGCACAGGGCAGGGUUGAGACUGAGGGCCUCAAGCUUAAUGAUGAGCUUGGAGGGUACUAUGGUGUUGAAUGUUGAGCUCUAGACAAUGAACAGCAUUCUUACAUAGGUAUUCCUCUUGUCCAGAUGGGAUAGAGCAGUGGGCAGUGUGAUGGCGAUUGCAUCGUCUGUGGAC